UCGUACGGAGAAAAGAACACGCACACGUACGGCUGUCAAGAUCGGCCCCUUCAAGAAGACGAUCUCACAAGGGCCUUCAAUACCCUCGCCUGCACAUAAUCAUUCCCCCAACAGCAAAGGGUCAGUACGAAAUGGAGCAUCGAGAUCAGAGGCAAGAGAACCAUGGAGUUCAUGUUUGCAACAAAUGUGGAUGGCCCUUCCCAAACCCUCAUCCAAGUGCCAAACAUAGGCGUGCACAUAAGAGAGUUUGUGGAACAAUUGAAGGUUUCAAGUUGGUUGAGUCUGAGGCUAAUGCCCUUUUGACUGUUGUUUCAGAUGAUGAUGUUGAUGACAAAAUCUCCAGUCCAAAAGUUUUGGGAGGGAGAUGCGGUGACGACAGUGUUGGCAUGAAAACAAAAUCAAAGGAAUCUGAAGAUGAAGUGUUUUCAGAUGCUGUUGCAGAGUUUUCAGAGAGCGUAGGACCAAAAAAACCCAUGGGAGAUGCUUUGGAUUCAAGCGCGGCCAAGAUGGUGGUGGAGGAGGAAAUCAGUAGCUCCCAAACUUUGAAAGACAAAGAAGUUCUUGUGGAACGUUCAGUUAUUGCAGAAACUACCAUCAAUCAGUCAGGAUGUGAGCAGGAAAAAAAAGUUAAUCAAGAAUUUGUGAAUAUUGAGACCGAGUCUAAAACUCCAUUGUCAAGUUCUUCAACUGAAAAUCAAAAAGAUGAAAGUUCAGUUGCUGCAGAAACUGAAAUCGAUCAGUUAGGAAAUGAGCAGGAAACCAAAGUUAAUCGAGAACUUGUGGAUCUUGAGACAUCAAGCACUUCAACGGAAAAUCAGAAUGUGGAAAAUUCAGUUGUUGUAGAAACAGAGCAGGAAAACAAAAUUAAUCAAUUAUAUGGGAAUCUUGAGACCAAUUUUAGACAUGAGAAUUCGAUGAUUCCAUCCAUUGAUCAUAUAAAUACAACUACUACUACAGGCGACUUGUACCCAAAUGAUCCCGAUACCAUAGUAACUGCUCUGGAACAACCUCAAUAUUCCUUGCUGUCUCCUGAUAGAAUAUGUGAUGAUGAGGACUUUGACUCAUGUAAGAACUCGACAGAAGUUGCAGCAGCAUCUGAAAAAAUUGAUAGUGAUGAAUCUGGGCCAUCACCGAAAAUGGAAGAAACUAUUGAGAUAUCUACAGAGCCUUUGGCACAUGAUGGAACUUUUCAAUUAGUGGUAGACAAUGACAUGUCAAUCCAUUCUGAAAUUCCCCAAAGUGUUCUUUCAGCAGCUAAUCCUCAAAGUGUGGUUGUUUCAGAUGUUAAACCCAUUGACUUGACUCAAGUGACGUAUGAUACUGGAAAAGAACUAGAGUCUUGUAGUUCUAACAACUUAUUAGAGACUGAUAUAAUAAAAGGAGAGAAUGACAAUGUACAUCUACCUUCUGUGUCAAGUGACUUAAACACUUUAGACCAUCCUGAGGCUUUGGUUGAAGAAUUAGAGAACCAUAAGGAAGUUAAAUUAACCAGUUGUGUUGUACAGGACCCUCAUGGAGGAGUCAGUGGUUUAAAAGACAAAUCUAAGGAUCCCAUUCCCAAAGGGAGUUAUUUUAAUUUGCAGGCAGAACCAUUUGAUCAAGUAGCUUCUUUCGACACAAAAAUUAUGGAAAGUAGGCAAAAACAGGAAGAAGUGGUCAAGAAUGUGUCAGUUGAUGUGAAAGGUGAUUGUUCUAGUCAUAGUGGCCAGGAAGCAGCAGAAAUUCCCAUUCAAGAAACGAAUGCAGCUCAGAUUAAGAAUUUACUGAGUGAAAAUGAAGGGCACAGUAAGAGUCAAAUCUUAAGUGAUGUUGCAAUUGGGAUUGGUAGUAUUCCCUCAGCCUCCCUUUCUUCAGAAGUUGAAUCAGUGGCCCCUUCCAAGAAUUCUCUUGAUAAUCUUUCCGACAAUGUAACAGAAGUCUUGUUCAGUGAAGUUGAGAGAGGAGAGGUUCUUCUACAGGAUGACGAGAACAAGGAAGGAGCAUGCGGAAGAGAUUUUGAGGACACAGUUCAAAUUCAUCUUCCGGUUGAUGCUCAUGAGAGAAAAGAUAACUUUGUUAAUGAAAAGGAUAAAUUUGACAAUUUGUAUAUAGCUGGAGUUGAAGACAAGAAAGACCCUCCAGAGGAAAAGUUUUCAAUGGGGAUUGAUGCCACUCCUGAACCUGCCACUACCAACAAGGAGAAUCAAUGCAUUGCUGUUGCUGAAGAGAUAGCAGAAGAAUCUCCUCGGAAAAUUUCUCUGAUUGAAAGCAUUGGUUCAAGAAAAUUUGACACUAGUUUAGUUUCAGAUACUCAGGAAAGUGUAAAGGAAAAUGAUUGUAGUAGUUUUGUUCAUGUGGUAUGCCCUACUGAAGUAAAUGCUGACUAUGGGCAGUAUCAUAUUGGAGACUCCAACUCAGUUCAAGAUUCUUCUGUCGUCCAUGCCAUUGCCAACAGAGAGGGAAAUCUGGUUUCUGUCAGUAAUGAAACUGUCGCUGGUAAAUCGGACACUUUUCAGGAUGGAAGUGUGACACAGCUUGCUGGAGAUGGAGUUGCUUCUGAAACUUGGAAAGAUGACGGUGCAAAAACUGACGCACCAAAAACUGACGUGAAACCACAGCUUACAUCGUCCCUUCUUGAUGCUUCAGUUGAUGCAAUUAGUCAAACUGACAGUCUUGAAGGCAACUGGGGGUCUGUGUCAGUGCUCUCAACUCAGUCAGAUUUACUAGCUGUUGUUGAUGGCGAAGUAACACCGCAAGCCCGGGCCGGAGCAGAGGAAACCGAUUUGAGGAAGGCGAAUGCUGCACCGGAGAGACAACAUUCCGACAGAUCUGAUUUGUUUGAGCCUCCAUCUUUUAUGACACUGGUUGAACCAAAUGGUGGUGGAAUUCCAAAUUCAGCCACUACCGAAAUCCAGACUGCACGAAACCGAGAGCAGCCAAAUCCUACAUCCCUACAAGCUGGCUGGUUUCCAUCUUAUACUCAUGUUGCAAAUGACUCGCCUGGAAGAAAGAAGAAUGAAGCAAUCAUCGCCAAGGUGACAAACUGGAGUGCGGGAAAGCCACACACUGCUCUCAAGAACCUUUUGGAUGAUGCUGCACUCGAAAACAAGCAGAAAUCAUCACCAACCCAAAAAGAUAAUCUGGCUUCCAUGAUUCAGAAAGAUGAAAAACCAAUGAAAAAGGUCGACUCUAUUCCGAAAAAGGUCGACUCCAUUGCACUGCCGAAUUCUCCUACCUCACAGUUGGUAAACAGGGAGUUUGCAAAUGAGUGGAACUCUCCUGCAAGAUAUCCAUCAGACAUCAGGAGAGAGAGGAGAAAAGGUAGGCCAUAUUGGGCGCAAUUUGUAUGCUGUUCUUCAGUGCAUUAGUAGGGUUAGAUUGUUGAAUGUUGAGAUGAAUGUUAUUUAGCUGUAUGAUCUACUUCUAUAGAUUACUCAUAUAUUACUGCUAAAUUUUCAGGAUGCUUUGUUUUUUGUGGCAAUUGUUGGCUUCUUUUGUCAAAUUCAUACUUUAUUUUUUUUUCUCUAUGUUUGAUUUACAUUUGGACAUUCCUAUAGUUAUGUUGUGAUAAAUGGCUUUGAUAGUGAGCCUAAUUCUUUAGAAGUUUAAACUGUAAGGUCUUUCUGGAAUACCAGAAUGUAUCUUGAUCAUUGAAUAACUUCAUAAAACAUAUCUACUUCACAUCA
This is a messenger RNA of Cucumis sativus (cucumber), 3665 nucleotides long. RefSeq lists its product as uncharacterized. The transcript has 6 exons. Lineage: Eukaryota; Viridiplantae; Streptophyta; Magnoliopsida; Cucurbitales; Cucurbitaceae. The record is from RefSeq and is a predicted model, not a curated record. Bases 132 to 3347 code for a protein of 1071 amino acids.